AUGGGUACUGCAGAAUCGAAAGGUGGUCAUCGGCAUAGAUCAAAUAAGCAUCCUCGUCGUAAUAAUGAAAUAGCAAUAACACCUAAAUGUCGUCAUAAAACGAAAGAAUCGGACAUAUUGAAUGUAGGCAAUAAAAAUUCAUUAAGAAGAAAAAAUGAAACAAUUGUACCACUUAUAACUUCGUCUCCAUUGAAUCCGAAUUUAAACGGUUCAAUAUUAAAUCAUUCAUUUCCUAUACAACGUUCUUUUUCAGAAGUUCAACUACCUUGUUACGAACAAUCACAUGAUGAAAGCAUAGAUAAUCUACAUCAAUUUGAUUAUGGUUCAUUUGAACUACCAAAAGGUGUACAUGAUUAUCGAAAACAUAUGCAACGUGUUGAUGAAGCAAAUCGUCCUGUAUUAGAAGGACUUUGUCCUGAUAAAAUGUAUGUUUCAACAAAUGAUCUUCGAAUAUGCGAUACCCAACGUUUACCACCACCAUUGCAAUGUAAAACUACUCAAGGUUUUUUUCGAUCAAUUCCUCAACAACAAUUUUAUAAGAAGAAAAAUACUUUAAAUGCAUCAUUUCUUUGA
Molecule: messenger RNA, 573 nt
Organism: Adineta steineri
Lineage: Eukaryota; Metazoa; Rotifera; Eurotatoria; Adinetida; Adinetidae
Source: the annotation of a GenBank genome assembly